Molecule: messenger RNA, 3086 nt
Organism: Sphaerodactylus townsendi
Lineage: Eukaryota; Metazoa; Chordata; Lepidosauria; Squamata; Sphaerodactylidae
Product: myelin-associated glycoprotein-like
Exons: 9
Coding region: 240-1949 (569 amino acids)
Source: RefSeq, a predicted model, not a curated record
AAGCAGACCAGCAGGGAGGGGAAGGGAUGAAAUGGUAAUGAGAAUGACAGGCAGGAAGGAAUAGAACGUGCGGACGACGCUGGCCCGCUUGCAGGUGCCGGUGGGGGUGCAGAGGGGGACCCCUCCAUCCGUGACAGUUUUCUUAGGUGGUGCAUGACUGAGCCAAGAGGCAGAAGCAAAGACCCUUCCCCUGGCCCUGAGCCUCUCUCGGGGCUGAAAUCCAACGGGGACUUUGCAACAUGCAACUCUCCAGAAACUGUAUUCCAUCAGGAUUUCUCCUAGUUUUGUUUUACAGCCCUGUCUCUGUGGCCUGGACUUCCACGCUGCCCAGCUCAAUCCAAGCCCUGAAAGGAUCCUGCGUGGUCAUUCCGUGCUCCUUCACCUUCCCGGGUCCCCGCACUUCUUGGGGGAGCAAAUUCAGCGUGGCCUGGUACCAGUAUUGGUCAAGAGGUUACCCUGAAAUCUAUAACAGCAAGAGCUCAAGUAGUGUCCUUCGUGAGUAUCAAGGGCGGACGGAGGUGGUGGGAAACCUAGAGAUGGGCAACUGCACCCUCCUCCUCAAAGAUGUGAACCAGCAGGACGCCAUGAGUUACUACGUGUGGAUCAAUCCCGACUCAGUCAAGCACCGGUUCUAUGAUGUCACUGUUCGGGUGGAAGUCACAGAUGUUCCAAGCCAGCUUGAGAUGAGCGACCCGGGAUUAUUGACUGAAGGGGAUCGCACCUCACUGACCUGCUCAGUUUUGCACACCUGCCCUAUGGAUCCGCCUAACCUCACUUGGAGCCUUGCAGGAGGGAAGGCUGUGACAGUCCAGGAGCGUCUGGCAGGGGGUGUCUGGCGGACAGAAUCAGAGCUCACUUACAUCCCCUCCCACAAGGACAAUGGCAAAUACCUCCAGUGUACGGCCACUUUCCCCACCCGGCAAUUGUCACAAAAUGGUAUCACCUUGCAGGUUAAAUAUUCCCCGAAGGAUGCCAUCGUCUCUGUGGUGGGGAACCCGACUCUGAAGGAAGGAGACAGUGUCACCCUGCGAUGUAGCAGCCACAGUAACCCCCCUGCCCUCAGUUACCGCUGGUUUUCUGGGCCGCAAAAGGCACCACUGCGGGGAGCAGGGACAGGGCAGGAGGCGAAGCUGACAGACGUCAAAAGGGACUCUGGGCCAUAUUACUGCGUUGCAGAGAAUGACGUUGGAAUGGGAGAGGAUUCGCCCCCUGCUUACCUCAAUGUCGAGUACAAACCAGUGAUCCUUCCAGAAGGGAAUUGCACCAUAUCCAGGACCGGAGAGACAAUCACGUGCUACUGCUUGGUGGAAGGAAACCCCUUGCCAGGAAUAGAGUGGCAGCUGACAAACCAAACCAUUCCUGAGGACUUUAACAGCUCAGAACUGCAGGCGGCCUCGGCUUCACAGGGGCAGACACUUAUUGGGGUACUGAGGGGCCCCUCAUCCAUACUGGCCAAUGUGUCCUGCUCAGCCACUAACAUGCAUGGGCCCAGCCUGCUCACCUUGCCCACCUUUCAAGCAGGCCAGUCUAUCCUGCUAUUCAUAGCAUGUGGGGCUGCAGCUGGGGGCCUCCUCCUCUUUACCUUGCUAGGGAUUGUGAUCUUCAAAGUGGUAAAGACCAGGAAAGAGACAGCAGAAGGACAGGAGGAGGAAGAAGAGGAUGACCCAACACUGUAUGUCAAUGAUGGAAAUACAGAGCAAAAGGUAUCUCUUAAAGAAGAAAAGCCGUCCAACUCUGAGAAGGAAGAGCAAGUCAACAUGUACAGCAAGUCAACAGCAGGAAGGAGCCCAGCUACUUACAAUGACUCAUCCACAGAAGCCUACGAGACCAUGGAAAGCAAAGACGAAGAUUAUGAGAACGUAGUGGCGAUGGGGACUCUGGGGAAUUUUGGGAACACGGGCAACUGGCAGGCGGCUUCGGGGACUGACCAGAUCUACUCCAACGUCUGAUCCGAGACAUCCCGCGCGUUUCUAUUUUUCAAGUGCUUCCAGAACUAGAAAUAUUAGUAGCUAGAGCAACUGGUGGGAAUGGCGGGGAGACAGAGAGGCACGAGGGGGUAUGUAGUUAAGACACCUAUAUAAAUAACCUUGCACAGUUGCCAAUUGGUAAAGCUUUUGUGAGUCAAAGCUCGUAAGUGAGCUAUGACUCAUGUCCACUUAUGCUCUGGAAAAAUUACUCUGGUUUUCAAGGUGCUACAGGACUCAAACGUUAUUCUACUACUAUUCUACUACUGCAGACUAACACGCCCCCCGCCCCGCCAAACCCCCCUCGAUCUACAUGGUAAAUGUUGCCUUCCAGAAUUCUCAGCAAAGUACGCUUAGUACAAUCCCUAGGGACUCCUUGUUGUGGGAAAUAUUAGUGUUACUUCCUGCUAUAUUGGGGGCAUAUUAUAGAGUUAGAACUGUCUGAAUAUCCCUGACUAGGCUAUUCGGAGCUUGGAAGCUAAGCAGGGUCAACCACGGUUAGUGCUUGGAUGGGAGACCUCGGAGGAAGAUGGAUUGUUAUGCAGAGAAAGGCAACUGCAAACCCCAAAUUCUAAAGUUGCCAUGAGUCAGUUGAGGUUUGACAGUAGACAGUUAUGAUUACAGAGGUAGAACCCUGGAUUUCAAAACUGCGGGGUGGGAUUAUGGCACUACCUCCUUCGGACUUCCUUCUGGAGGAAAUAUUCUGGAUUCUUUGGGUUGCCAUCCACCAGGUACUGUUUAGAAAUCUCCUGCAGUUUCCUCUGAUCUCCAGGUGACAAAGAUCAGCUCACCUGAAGGAAAUGGCUGUUUUGGAAGGUGGACUGUAUGGCAUUUAUUCCCCACUGAAGUUUCUCCCCUCCCCAAAUCGCACCAUCUUAAUGCUCCACUCUAAAAAUCUCAAAGUAUUUGCCAACCCAGAGCUGGCAACCCUAUAUAAUGAUCCUGACCCUCGGAUUUCCGUAGCGCAAGGGAAUAAACUAACUCCCCAGAUUGUCCGCUGAAUGGAGGUGAGUUAUUUAAUCCCCUUCCCUCCAAGAUAGAGCUCUUUCAUACUGUGCUGAGCCUAUUGUAUCGGUGGAUUGUACUGUCACGCCUUGUAAAGUAUAUGUCUCUAUUUUUGUA